This is a messenger RNA of Capsaspora owczarzaki ATCC 30864, 951 nucleotides long. RefSeq lists its product as hypothetical. Lineage: Eukaryota; Filasterea; Ministeriida; Capsasporidae. The record is from RefSeq and is a predicted model, not a curated record. Bases 28 to 717 code for a protein of 229 amino acids. The transcript has 3 exons.
AAUCUUUUUUUUUUUUCUGUAGUUUGAAUGGGCGUCGAUACAACGAAAGGCCGAGGCUUGACCGAAGCCACCGCAGAGGCCGAGCGGCUGAACCGCGCACUCGCGGCUGCAGACCAUGCCAUCGUCUCGCUGAUUCAGCGCGCCGAAGCCGCCAAAGACCGCCUGUCUGCGCCCAACCGCAGGCAAAUCCGAGCGGCUCGGUCGGAACUCAAUACGGCCGUGGGCCGCAAGUCGAUUGACGAGGUGGUGGACACGGUGGAAAAGUCGCUCGCCGGCACGACCCCUUCGCUCCAGCUCGCAGAACGGGAAAGGGAUCAAUGGCUCAUCCACUUGCAGACGGAAAACCACGAGCUGCGCGAAGCGUUCGACGAGUUCCAAUGUAGCCUGGACCUCAUCAUGACGAAAAACCGCGAGAAUCUGACCACUUUGCGCAGCACGCUCAAGCUCGAGCAGGAGGGCGUCCAACGCCGACUCGACCGCGAAACCCAGGAAAACGAGCAGCUGCGCAACGAGAACGUUCGGCUGCGGCUCAAGCUGGAGGAGAUGCGCAAGAUUAUCUCUCUCGCCAUCGAGAGCGAGGAGCAGGAGAGCAUGGAGACGCAGGCAAGAAUUGUCGAGCUCGAAACGGAAAACGACGGUCUGCGCGAACUCCUCAGCGUGGCUGUUCAAAGCGGGUCUGUUCCCGCUUCCGCUGUAGCACAGCCAUUAGAGUCGUGAUUGUCACCCGCGUCUACUUGAGUAGAUGAUGUGAGCGAGGUGGCGAUAACUCCUGUGCACAUUCGUUUUUUUUUUGUUUAUCAAUUUUGGGUGUUGUAGCUGCGUUUGUUAGUUGUUCGCGCUUUUUUUUUUGUUUUUGUUUUGGCGAACUCGACUUGUUUUCGUUUCAGGGUUUUGUUUUUUGUUUCUUGCGGCUUGCUGUCGUUUGACAAAUGAAAACACAUGUUAAUUUCG